This is a messenger RNA of Coffea eugenioides, 798 nucleotides long. Its product is annotated as protoheme IX farnesyltransferase, mitochondrial-like. Gene Ontology annotation, biological process: heme biosynthetic process. The record is from RefSeq and is a predicted model, not a curated record. Lineage: Eukaryota; Viridiplantae; Streptophyta; Magnoliopsida; Gentianales; Rubiaceae. Gene Ontology annotation, cellular component: membrane; mitochondrion. Gene Ontology annotation, molecular function: protoheme IX farnesyltransferase activity.
AUGUCACUCCUACAGGCUAUACUAAAAUGGACUUUGGACCAAAGUUUUGGAGGCAAUCAUUUGAACCAUUACGCAGCUGUUAGCUUGUCACCUUCUUGUGGGUUAAUGCUUUCAAGAUUUGCUAGAGUAGCUUCAUAUUCCGGUAUGCUUGCUGCUGCAGUAACUUCCCAAAACAUGUCUCUAAGGUGGGAACUAUUAACUAAUUAUGGUAUCAUUGCUGUUAGCCUGUUAGUGGUCGCUACUUCAGGAGCUGGAUACAUACUUGAAAGUAGUAGUGCCAUUGAUUUCGCAGGACUUUGUUGCACUUGUGCUGGUACAAUGAUGGUUGUAGCGUCUGCAAACACAUUAAAUCAGGCCUUACUUGUCCCUUCAUGUCAACUUACUGUUGCUCAUGCUGUCUCACCUAGGCUUCGUUUGCUGACAUGGCUUUACUGGCUUGGAUGUGUUGCAGCUGGGCUUGCUGCUUCUAACCAUGUUCUUUAGUCAUUUGUAUACAUUCCAGCAAAAAUUCAUCCUAUAAAUAAUUGUACUGGCGCUAUUCCACCUCCUUGUGGGUGGGCAGCAGCUGCUUGUGCGAUUUCAAUCAAUGCUAUGAUUCUUCCUGCUGCUUUAUACUUGUGGCAAGUACCUCAAUUCAUGGCCCUUGCAUACCUAUGCCGCAAAGAUAUAUGCAGAGGGAGGUAUAGAAUGUUCUCUCUUUCUGAUGUUUCUGGUCACAAAACAGCCAUGGUUGCUUUGAGGAACUGGCUGUAUUUACUUCCAUUGGGUUACCUAGCCCGUGACUGUGUGUGUAACUGA